Schizosaccharomyces cryophilus OY26 is the source of this 2552-nucleotide messenger RNA. RefSeq lists its product as uncharacterized. Gene Ontology annotation, molecular function: protein binding. NCBI's taxonomy places the organism in Eukaryota, Fungi, Ascomycota, Schizosaccharomycetes, Schizosaccharomycetales, Schizosaccharomycetaceae. The coding region runs from base 161 to 2464 and encodes 767 amino acids. The transcript has a single exon. The record is from RefSeq and is a predicted model, not a curated record.
GUUGUACUUCUGCAGCAUUGGAAUUUGUGUUCUGCAUACGCCUUAGUCUUUAACUUUUACCACCACCAAAUCCUUGUAAAAUCGAAAAGUCCACAAAACACAGCCAUUAGGCUUUUUCUUAGAUAAUUUUUAGAACAGUGUUUUGUUUUUAAAGGACAACAUGGCUUCUUUUGGUGAAUUGUCUUUAUUGGGUGAGAUAUCUGUCUCCUCAAACGCUGAAAAAAAGGAUGAAUAUCGUUCCAGUGGUACUGUGGCUUUAGAGAACGGACAAGAAUCUUCAUCGUUCAUUGCAGUACAAAUUGAGAAACAUGGGAUUGAAAUCUAUAACUUGAAGGAAGAGCGUCUGUUUGCAUCUUGUCCGCUGCCUGAAAAAACUGUUUUCUCUUGUAAGCCUAUGUACUUACACGAGGGAAAUUCCCAUUACAUCUGGGCCUGUACAUCUUCUGCACGAAGUAAGGGAGAAUGGAAGUUGUUAAGCUGGAAAUAUAAUGACCUUAAAGAGCAUGGUGAGGUACGCUUUCGGGAUUUAUUAAAUAAACCUGUUUUUUCUAUACACUUUAUUCCAUCAUCUGGACAGCUCGUUCUGGUUUUUGUUAAUGGAGAAAUUUCUUUUCUUGAUCCAGAAGAUGAUUUGAUUCAAACUUCCGCUUCUAUUAAAGGGAAUGCUACUUUGGUGAAAACGGGCAGCGUCUCAAACCACGUUGAGAAGGAUAUUAUAAGUAAUUCGACCUCAGAGGAUAAGUCUGCAGUCGUGGAUGGAACUGGUAAAGAUCAGUCCGGAGAAGAUUUGUCGCCUUCUUCCCUCAGUUCUUUGUCGACUACUACAAAUAUUUAUCUCCUGUAUGCACUUAGCGUUGAAAAGAUUAAACAGUUUUAUAUGAGUGUCUUCUCUACGUCAGAAAAACGCAUACUUUUUACGAAGCCAAUUGAACUAGACUCUUCUACUUCUCCUGCCCAUGUUCUGCUUACUAAAAACUGUGAAAAGGUAUUCGGUUUCUUUUCCAACAGUGUUUUCGUUUAUGCUUCCAAUGAAUCCACCAGUUCUUAUCAACGUGAAAAAUCGUUUCAGUUGGAGAAUAUUCCGGCUUUAUCUAAUGUACAUUUAAUUCUUGAUAAAUUUUGUCUGGUACAAACAAAAAGCCAGGUUUCCUUAUGGGAUUUGACAUAUGGUACAAUUCAGGACGUUCUUGACACUGGUAAUGAUACUACUUUCAUAACAGUGACCAUAAAUAAGAACCCUUCUAAAAGAAGCAGCCUUAAGUUAAAUUCUACUGUGUCUGGAAAUAUCAUACUAUUACAGAAGAAGACUAUUGCAUCUGUUCCAUUUACGAUGCCGUCUGUUAUGUCUCUUGCGGACGCCAUUGGAAAGAGAAAAUCAAAGAUCGGUAAAAUUUUAACAAAACCCGAAACUAUAGCUGACGGCGCCCUUACAAAAUCAAAAAGCAGUGUCACUUUGUGCGAACAAUUAUUAAAGAAUGUGCAACUUCAAGAUCAUUCUCUAAGAGAUGAGUUGCAUCAACUCCAUACAUAUGUCCAAAAUCAAGACGGUGAAUCCUUUGAUGUUAAGUUUUUGAAGUUUGUUGAAGGAUUUCAAGUCCAAAACUCUACUAACCGAAAGCUGUUAAAAACAAAUAGUGUUCUUCCUAUUCCGUUCGUCCAUGCUAUCGAAAGUAUUCUCUUUUCAUCCAACGAAGAGCAAGACCUAGAUCUCUUGUGUCCGGCUAAAGCUACUUUAAAUUAUCUCUUAAGAAACCGCUUGUUCACUUCUUCUAUUUUAAGGCUUCAUCCUUCGAGAUCUCUUUUCAAUUGUAUCUACAAAUUUCAAAAGGAAUCGGCAUUAUUGCUUUUAGAGCGAACUCUUGAUCUUCCUGCUUUUGAGGUUGGUUGUGCCAUAAAGAAAGCUUUAGCCACCAUGAAGACAAAACUUUUAAAAAUCGGUUUAUUAAGACUCUCUCAGUUUGACUGUGUGGAAGCCCAGGAAGCAUUGCUGCUUACUUUAGGUCAGGAAGAUUUUGAUUUACUAUUCAAGCUAAUUUGCGCUUCUAUUACUGGUAAAAAAACAUCAGUUCCUUUGAAUCUUGAUGUUGAAAUCCUUAUUUAUGUUGCUUCCAUUGUCUUGGAUGCUAUGGGCGUUGGUGGUAUUGCUGCUAGUACGGAUAAUUUAACUACUGCUCAAGAAUUAUAUUCAGGCUUACAAUCGAAAAUCACUUCACUCACAGCAAUGUCUCUUGCUCUCCCUGCUGUCUCUGAACUCAUAAAGCAUAAGAAGAAGGCUAUAGCUGAAAAAACUUUUGUUCACCCUAACCCUCAACCAAAGGCUGUUGUUGAUGAUAAAGCCGACUUAGCAACACUUUUGAAGAAAGAUGGCUUGGCUGAGCAAAGAAAGAACAAGAGUCAAAGAGCUCGUGGUAGAGAGCUUGAUAUAACUAUAGGAAGAUAUACAAUUGAGCGCCUAGAAAUCUAACUAGCAAGCUAGUAAAAAAAAAAUAUAGUGUUUAAUAAUUAGGGUGUAUUUGGAAUAAAAUUUUGACUGUUUAAUGGGAGAAACGUGG